Messenger RNA from Triticum urartu, 1376 nucleotides. The record is from RefSeq and is a predicted model, not a curated record. Lineage: Eukaryota; Viridiplantae; Streptophyta; Magnoliopsida; Poales; Poaceae.
CAACCGAACUACGCGCGUCGGCGCCGGUGACAUGUAUGCACGCCCGGCCCGGGCUCCCUCUAUAUAAACCACGGGUGCACGCCAGUCGACCGCAACCCAAAAGAGGUCGAGGUUCCAUCGAGAGCAUUGGCCAUGAAAAUGGAUCAGAAGACGAUCAUCGUGUGCUCGGUCGUCGGCUCCCUCGGGGUGCUGAGUGCCAUCCUGGGGUUCUCAGCCGAAGGCACGAAGCUCACCAUUUCGGACUUGUACGUGGGUGGAGGGGUGUGCCUGUACCCGCAGAACCCGGCGCUGGGGCUCGGGGUCUGCGCCGCCAUCUUCCUCAUCGUGGCCCAGAUCGUCUUCGCGGUCGUCGGCGGCUGCUGCGGCUGCUGCAAGUCCCGCGCCAUCCCCUCCGAGACCAACCGGAUCAUCGGCGUCGUCUGCGCCGUCUUCUCAUGGAUCUCGGCGAUGAUCGCGUUCGGGCUGCUGGCGGAGGGCGCUGCGUGGAACUCCACCGGGACGCGGUACUCGUCAGUGUACGGGUAUUGCUACGUCCUUAAGGACGGCAUCUUCGCCGGCGGCGCCGUGCUCACGCUGGUCGCCACGGCCCUCGGGGUCACCUCCUACAUCAUGCUCCGCAAGCAGCCUGCCGCCGCCGCCGCCACCUCUGCCGUGCCCAAGGCAGGCGAGCAGAUGCCGGCGGGCGGCGCCGGGAUCGCGAUGGGGCAGCCGCAGUUCCCGCAGCAGGCUUCUCCACAGGGGCAGGGGUACGGGCAGGCGCCGCCGAGCUACCCGCAGUACUCGCCGCCGCCUCAGGGACAGCCGGGGUACGGCCAAGCGCCGAACGCGCAGUUCCCUCCUGCCGCUUCUGCUCCAUACGGCCAGGCGCCGAACCCGCACUACCCCCCUCCUCCGGCACAAGGCUAUGGAUCCAACCAGCAGCAGCAGCAGUUCCCACCUCCUCCGGCGCAAGGCUACGGGGUGCACGCGCAGAACCAGCAGUACCCUCCUCCUCCUGCCGCUCAUGGCUACGGUGCGCACGCGCCGAACCAGCAGUUUCCCCCUGCAUCUCCUCCUCCUGCUCAUGGCUAUGGACCGCACACGCCUCCUACAGGACACGAACAGGUGUAACGCGCGCUGUCAACCAUGCUUUUUUCUUCAAAAAAAAUAUAUACCCCCGACCUCUGCAUCGGAACAAUGCAUGCAGACCAUGCAUCUGCCGUGCUACAUUUCAUGAUUUUGAUUUUUUUUCCAAAUGUAACAUGUGUAUCUCUUGUACUCUCUACCUCUAAAGGAGGGCCUUGUAUUCUUGUGUUACUUUACUUGUAGAGGAUCAGCAAAGCUUGUUUACUGCAAUACCGCUCUACAUUUGCAGUAAAGAUUUCUCGUUUAAUCUU